Molecule: messenger RNA, 894 nt
Organism: Macrobrachium nipponense
Lineage: Eukaryota; Metazoa; Arthropoda; Malacostraca; Decapoda; Palaemonidae
Exons: 2
Coding region: 1-894 (297 amino acids)
Biological process (GO): DNA integration
Molecular function (GO): nucleic acid binding
Source: RefSeq, a predicted model, not a curated record
AUGCUGGAUGCACUCUCUCGUUCACCAGUUCAGAGCUUUGUUGAGGACAAUGAUUUGGUGGAUGAUGCAGAUCCAUUGCAUGCUGCUGUUGUAUUGUCUUUAUUAGCUACUUGUGAGGAGGGCAUAAGGUUAGCACCUCUACAGGACCAGACGCUGGAUAAGAUUCGUGAUGCUUCUGCACAUGAUGUUUAUGGACCUAGACUUCUCAUACCUCGCAGCCUGCGUAGCGAAACUUUGCAGUGUCUACAUGAUGCUCACCAAGGAGUGGACCGCACCAAGCGUCGAGCACGCCAGACUAUAUACUGGCCAGGGAUUGACAGGGACGUUGAGGAUACAGUGAAGUCUUGUUCUCGUUGCCGAGAGCUGUUACCAGGUCAGAAGAAUGAGCCUUUGAUGCAGGAAGACUUGCCAAGUCGAGUAUUUGAGUCCGUGUCUGCUGAUUAUUUUCAUAUCUCAGGCAAGACAUUUCUUGUGUACAUUGAUCGCCUAUCAGGUUGGCCGUAUGUAUCUUCGUGCAAUGGAUCACCUUCUGCAGCUCAACUAGUUAGUUUGUUGAGGCCAAUAUUUUCAGACACAGGUAUGCCUGUAGUACUGAAAACGGACGGAGGACCGCAGUUCGCUUCAUCAACAUUGCAGCAUUUUCUUGCUCGAUUGGGGAUGGAACACCGCGUGACAUCGCCCUAUAAUCCAAAAGCAAAUGGUCAUGCCGAAGCUACCGUGAAGAUUAUCAAGAAGUUGAUUUUGACGAUCACAGGAAAUGGCAAGCUGGAUGAGGAUGAGUUCGCACGAGGGCUUCUUGAGCUCAGGAAUACUCCACGGGCGGGCGGUAGAUCUCCAGCGCAAAUCUUGUUUGGACAUCCUUUGCGUUCCAAGAUUCCGGCUCAUCAUCGUUAA